CGUCUGCCUGACGGUCCCAAAUUUUGGAGGCCACAUCCCCACGCAACCUGGCGCGCAGUUCCACAUCCCGCCUAUGCGGGGGCGCUGUGAGUUCCACGUGAGCCCCCGCACCUCUCCCGAGCUGAUCUGCCCUUGACUCGGCCGGCCUCGCUUGAGUGCGCGGGUGCCGCGUGAGUCCCCGGUUGUCAUCACUCUUGCCUGUGCGUGGGACAAAGACGCGCACGCCGUGGAAGAUGUCCGCCAGCUCGCAGUCCGUCAAAAGCAAAAAGGACGAGUCCUUUCUGGGCCGACUCGGGGGCUCGUUGGUUCGGAGGAAGAAAGCUAAUGAAGUGAGUGACCUCCACGAGGAAGGCAAGAAUGCCAUCAACGCCCCGAUGCUUCCCUCCGGGACCGACGUCCAUCCCGAGGACACUCUGCUGGAGGAGAACGCCGAGAGGAUCAUGCUGGACCCGACGUCGCGGGAAAACCCAAAGUUUAAAGAUCUGCUGAAGGUGCUCAUUGACUGGAUCAACAGCGAGCUGGAGGAGGACAGGAUCAUCGUGAAGGACUUGGAGGAGGACUGCUACGAUGGGCAAGUGCUGCAGAAGCUGUUUGAAAAGCUGUCGGGCCGCAAGCUGAACGUGGCCGAAGUGACCCAGUCGGAGAUCGGCCAGAAGCAGAAGCUGCAGACGGUCCUGGAGGCCGUCAGCGAGCUGCUGCGUCCUCACGGCUGGUCCGCCGAGUGGAGCGUGGACUCCAUCCACUCCAAGAACCUGGUGUCCAUCGUGCAGCUGCUGGUGUCGCUGGCCGUGCACUUCCAGGCGAGCGUCAGGCUGCCCGAGCACGUCUCGGUCAAGGUGGUGGUGGUCAAGAAGCGAGAGGGCAUCCUGCAGACUGCCCUCGUGAGCAAGGAGCUGACCAGCACCACCGAGAUGAUGAUGGGAAGGUUCGAAAGGGACGCUUUUGACACACUGCUGGAUCACGCGCCCGACAAACUCAGCGUGGUCAAAACGUCGCUCAUCACGUUCGUCAACAAGCACCUGAACAAGUUGAACCUGGAAGUCACCGAGCUGGAAUCUCAGUUUGCAGAUGGUGUUUACUUAAUCCUCCUGAUGGGGCUGUUGGAGAACUACUUUGUGCCUCUGUACAACUUCUUCCUCACCCCCGAGAACUUUGACCAGAAGGUCCACAACGUGGCGUUCGCCUUUGAGCUCAUGCAGGACGGCGGCCUGAAGAAGCCCAAGGCCAGACCAGAAGAUGUGGUCAACCUGAACCUCAAGUCCACCCUCCGAGUCCUCUACAACCUGUUCACCAAUUACAAGAACUCCGAGUGACGGCUCGGAUCUCCGGCGCGCGCCUGCCGACCCCUUUGGAUGGAUUUGAGGCCACAAACGGGGGACUCUUAAUUCGUUGCCAGAGACCGUUGCGAAUGCUGUUCUUUUUUUUAAUUUUAUUUUAUUUUUUAUCACCCCAUCAACCUUGUAUUUAUUUAUUACCGUCGAAUCUGUCGCCAUGAACUUGAAAACGUUCAAUGAACCCGCAAGUGCUCACAAACGUUGCCGAUAAUAUCUCGUGUUUUGUGCGAAUAUUAGAGGUGAUUGAUGCUUAUUUUGAUUUUUUUUUUUAAAAAAAAGGUUCCCAUGUGUCGUAAAAACAAACAAUAAGCAUAAAGAAUUCUUAGAGUUCUUACAGAUAGCCACACAACCAUCAUUUAUUAUCCUCAGAGCGCCAACGACGUACAUACUUGCAUAAAAACGUUGCAAAGUCAAUUUUAAAUAUGUACACCUAAAAUAAAUCAAGUUUUAACAUGCAGUACAGCCUCGGUUCUCGACCACAGUCCGUUCCAGAAGGCGGUUCGAGAAGCGAUUUGUCCGAAAAGCAAAUUGAUAUUUCCUAUUGCAAUGAAUGGGAAAAGAAAUAAUGCGUUCCGAGCCUAAAAAAAAAGUAGGCUUUUUAAAGCAGUUUUUUUUUUAGCUUUUUCUGAUAAUAAACUGCAUAGUAGAAAUACAUGUAUAGUUUAAAUACUUCCAUCCAUCCAUUUUCUGAGCCGGUUAUCCUCACGAGUGUCACAGGGAGUGCUGGAGCCUAUCCCAGCUGUCAACGGGCAGGAGGCGGAACUGGUUGCCAGCCAAUCGCAGGCCGCAUGGAGACAAACAGCCCCACGCACGAUCACACCUAGGGGCAAUUUAGAGUGUCCAAAUAAUGUUGCGUGUUUCUGGAAUGUGGGAGGAAACCGGAGUGCCCGAAGGCAAGGGGGGAACAUGCAAAACUCCACACAGGAGGCUCCGGAAUUGAACCCGCGUCCUCAGAACUGUGAGGCCAACGCUUUACCACCUUACCCACUGUAAGCAAAAAAAAGUUUUUAUUUUUAUAAAAAGUAACAAACAUUAACUCGUAACUCGAGUUAACGAAAUGUUUGAUAGAGAACAAAAAUGCAGAAAUGCUCAUGAGACAUUAGCAUUAUUAAUGUUGACAAGAAAAAAGCAACGCAUAACUAUCAUCUGACUCGUCCUGUUUUCACAAAGAACAAAUCUAGUGUCACUUGUUCCU
Molecule: messenger RNA, 2529 nt
Organism: Syngnathoides biaculeatus (alligator pipefish)
Lineage: Eukaryota; Metazoa; Chordata; Actinopteri; Syngnathiformes; Syngnathidae
Gene: parvb
Product: parvin, beta
Exons: 13
Coding region: 234-1313 (359 amino acids)
Biological process (GO): establishment or maintenance of cell polarity; actin cytoskeleton organization; substrate adhesion-dependent cell spreading
Cellular component (GO): actin cytoskeleton; cytoplasm; lamellipodium
Molecular function (GO): actin binding
Source: RefSeq, a predicted model, not a curated record